CUGCAGCUUUGGGCUGUCCCGCGCGGGCGCCCCGUGUCCAGCCCAUCUGGGGCGUGGGUGGUCUCGCCGGGCCCCUGGCUUUCCUGGGGUGAAGGAAGAAGUAAAAAGCGUUGUUGGAGGUUGCUUUUGCUUUCAAGUGUGUUCGGCCCCUUUCGGUUGAGCUUCUGGCUUGAGGAGGAUGUUGUUGGGAGAAAAAUCUGUUGGAAGGCAAUCACACAGAGUGAGGCUUCUGCAUGCAGACACACAAUACACGUUGGGGUGCCACUGCAUGGCGAAACGGUGCUGAUAGCAGAUCAGUGCGUUGGCAGGGUAUGGAGGGGAAGCCCCCAUUGCAUUUGAAUAUGCUGCUGGAUUCCACAUAGAACAACCAGCGGGAGACUGACCGCACAACCAUGCAGCCCCUUUGUCAGACGGAUGAUCUAAACCUGGAGGCAUCCAUAGCAAGUGCUCGCCCCCAGCUAGUGGAGUUCCUCAGUCACCGUCCUGACUGGCUGCUCACAACCUCUCAGCGCUUCCUCCCAGAGGUGACCCUCAGUGGCUUGGAUGGCAUCACUGACCACAAAGAGAAGGUCUCGGUGCUCCUUGACCGGCUGGAGAAGGCUGGCCCUGCCACCUGGAAACAGUUUGUACAGUACCUGUGCAUGGAGUGUGACCUCCCCCUGGAUCUGGAGAUACUGCUCAUGAGCUGUGCAGGAGAAGGUAACUUGAGCCAGAAGCAAGAAGCAUGCGUGAGUGUAAGAGCCUCAUCGUGUGUGCCAAAAGGGUUUGAUCGUCGCCGCCAUAGCAGCAGUUCUAUGAGUGAUAAAGAUGCUAAACAGCAGCGACUAGAUUCAGCUGAAAGGUACCGGCAUCUCCUCGUUAAUUCAGUCUGCCAAAGAUAUGGAAGUAGGAGAGCAGCUGGACCAACACAAGGACAAAUGCAGCCACCGACUUUCAACCAAGCCUUUGUCAACCUUGUUAUUCGGCAGAGCAAAGCUUCUCGAUUAAAAGAGAGAACAGAUAAGCCCCGAGAGGAUGUGGCACUUACUCCAGAAACAGAAGAAUGUGUGGAUACAGCUGUGAAAGUGUCAGAUCUGUUUGACAGUGUUGUUCGGUCAGGUACCACUAAGGUGAUCUUUUUAUUUGGCAAACCAGGGACGGGCAAGACCAUGUUAAUGCACAGGAUAUAUCAGAAAUGGGCAGAAGGUGUCUUGCCUCAAUUUCUCCUCGCUUUCCUGUUUGAGUUUCGGCAGCUGAAUUUAUUAAAAAGAAAACUGACUUUGAAGGAGCUUUUGUUUGACCUGUUUCUUCAGCCAGAAGACAGCCCUGAUGCAGUGUUCCAGCAACUCCUGGAAAACGCCCAGCGUACAUUGAUCAUUUUUGAUGGGCUGGAUGAGUUUGCAGAUAACAUGGACGUGUCAUCCUCUGCUAAGGGAUGCCCAGCCCUCCCGAGCUGCAUGUCUAUAUCUGAGCUCUUUGCAGACCUCUGUCAUGGCAAUCUUCUGCCUGGUUGCACAGUGUUGGUCACCAGCCGACCUAAGAGACUACCUGACUUCUUACUAAACACAGUAGAUUUGCUAGCAGAAAUUUGGGGAUUUGACCACGAGAAGGUUGAGGAAUAUGUCAGCCACUAUUUUCAUCAGCAUUCUUUCAAAGAACAAGUGAUUGCUCACCUGAAGAACAACACCAAGCUCCUCAGCAUGUGUCUGAUCCCUGCUCUGUGUUAUGUUGUCUGCAUCUGUCUGGAAUAUUUGUUCCUUAAACAUCAGAUGAGUGUGGAGCUUCCUCAGACUAUGACACAGUUUUACAUCAAAAUGCUUCUCAUCUUCAUAAACAAACAGCAGGGAGAGCAUGCAGGCAGUGAGGAGACUCAGCUGAACUGUAACAAAAAGGCCAUUUUGGGUCUGUGUGAUCUUGCCUUGAAAGGCCUGGAAGAUAAGAAGCUUGUAUUUUAUGUUGGUGAUAUUCCAGAGCACGUGAAAGAAUUUGCUUCCUUACAUGGACUGCUGACUGUCUUUGAGGUAAAGACAAGUGGCAGUCCCCCAGAGGCUGGCUAUGCCUUUGUGCACUUGAGUUUGCAGGAGUUUUUUGCAGCACUAUGUCUCAUGAUAAGUAAGAGAGUAGACAAGAACUACCUGAAGAAGAAGUUCUCUUUGAAGUCAAAGUGGACUUCAAAGAAUGAAGCAAAGACGGAGUUCAUGGAGAGUUUUCACAUCUUUCUCUCAGGCCUGUCUUCAAAAGAGUGUAGGACGUUCCUCAUGUUGCUGGCUGAACAAGACGAAGCUUGGGUGCAGGAUAAGCAAGACGCCAUCCUGCAGUCUCUCAAGAGGCUGGCAGCCACUCAUCUGACAGGGCCUAAGGUCAUUGAGCUCUGCCAUUGCACAUUUGAAACGCAAGACCUUGAAGUAGCGCAGCACAUUGGGAGCCUGCUGAAUUUCAAGUACGAGUUUAAAAAGUUUAGACUGAUGCCUCUGGACAUGUCAGCUUUGGUUUUUGUCAUAAACUCGGGCCAGGAUUUGACUUAUCUGGAUUUUGCAGGAUGUCCCAUGGACGUUGACUGUUUGGAAGUUCUGGCCCACUGUAAAAAUGUAGCGCACUUGAGCUUUCGGAGUAGGAGGUGUGGAGAUGACUUUGCUGCUGCUCUUUCCAGGAGCCUGCGAGAAAUGGGGAGCCUGAAGAAGCUCGAGUUGACAGGUGGGAUCAUCACAGCCAAGGGGCUAUCUAACCUGGUCCAGGCUUCAUCACAUUGCCUCCAGCUUGAGGAAAUAAACUUGCAGGACAAUCGGAUACGGGACCUGGAGGUGAAAAGGGUGAUGGAUGUUUUUGCCAGAAUGGAAAAGCUAAAGAAAAUAGACUUGAGCUACAACAGUCUUUCCUUGAAUGUUGUUCUCGCUUUGGCCAAGGAAGUUGUCGCAUGUCGAAGUGCUACUGAACUGCAUGUCAGGAAGGACACCGUGAUAAUACAUUUUUCUGGCCAAUCUGGAAAAGUUUCAAGAUCUUUGGAUUUGAGAUGGGAAGAGAAUAAGGAACAUGUGACUCAAACUAGACAUUUGAAGUUAUGCUUGCACGGUCGCAGCCUGUGUCCUCAGCAUGCAGAGGAGAUCGUUGCCAUUCUCCAGAGCUGUCCCCGUCUCUCAGAAGUGGAUUUAUCAGGUAACAAGCUUGGAGAUGAAGGCUGCAGCUGGCUGCUGAAAAGCCUCCCUUGGAUAUCGAUUUCGAAGCAGCUGGAUCUCAGUCAAAACCACCUGUCUGUUGAUGGCAUCUGCAGUUUGUUGAAGUCAGUAAAUACCUGCCAGAAGAUAAUGGAGGCAGAAGUCAGCCUUUGGCAUAAGACUGCAAUCCUGAGGUUUACAGGAGACAGUGAAUCUGCUUCUCCUCAUCCCAGGAGAGAGCUAGUAUUCUCUACUGGUGACCCAGAAGAUGGAGAGGAAAACCAGACAGCUUCUGCUUCAAAAAAAAUAAGACUGACUGACAGUCAUUUUCAAGUCAGCAACCUGGAGAAGCUGUACGCAGUCCUGAAGGAAUGUAGCAGCAUCUCAGAGCUGGACCUAUCAAAUAAUGCUCUGGGAGACAAGGGCCUUUGGCAGCUGUUUCAGUUCCUCCCAAAUUUGAAAAUGUUACAUUCACUCAAGCUGAAUGGCAAUCAGAUCUCUCUGAACUCUGUGUUUUCCUUAGCUCGGUCCUUGUUUACGCUGGAACACAUUAAAACAAUGAACCUCAGCUUAGGACACCCGCAGGUGGUUCAUAUAACCUUUUGGGAAAGAACCAGGGGCAGGAGUACCAGCAGAUCCAGAAGAAGUUUCCUGGCACAUCCCAAGCCUGUAGCAAGUGGCCAGUGCUUUCGGCUCAGGGACUGCACAAUGGGUCCUGAGGACGUGACCAGGCUGUGCCAGGUCCUGGCUGAAUGUACCCAGCUGACAGAAAUUGAUCUGUCUGGAAAUUCAUUGUGUGACAAGUGCAUUGAGAGACUACUGACGUUCCUGCCCUAUCUCAGUCAUCUGAAACUAUUGAGUAUUAGGAAAAAUAACUUCUCUCCUUGUUGCACUGUCUUACUGGUCAACUCCAUCAAUCUCUGUGAGCGGAUCAGAAGGGUAGAAGUGAGGUCAAGUGAAAAUGCUUUUUUGCAUUUUGGAACAAGCAUAGAAAGUGAAGAGACAUCCUGCAGACUGACUGACUGUGCCAUCGGUCCAGGGCAGAUAGAUGAGCUGUGCAGAGUCCUGGAGCAGCAUGGGUGGCUGGCAGAAGUAGAUCUCUCUAGGAAUCAGCUGGGAGAUGAAGGCCUGAGGUGCCUCUUGGACCGCUUGCAUCAGGCACCCGUUACCUGUUCCCUCAAUCUCAGCCAUAACAGGAUUUCUCAGGAUGGAGUUCUGGAUCUCAUAAAUGUCUUUGCCACAUCUGGAAAUAUCAUUGAAGUUCAAGUCAGUUUGUGCUCCAAAGCAACUUUAAUCAUCAAGCUGACAAGCAGAGAUGACCCGAGAAAGAUUUUGAGACUCACAGAGUGCAACUUUCAGCCAGAGCACUUGGAAAAGCUAUGCUUCGUCCUGGAAAAGUGCUCCAGUCUGACAGAAUAUAUAUCCUCAAAGAACAACAUGACAGUGCAAACUGCAGAGACUCUUUUGCAUUUACUGAAGAGAAAUCUAGGUCCUCUAAAAAUCAGUAUAGAAGAGCCAUGGGUAUGUAAAGAAAGUGUCACGAGUCUUCUUGGGCUGGCUGUCCAGGCCUAUGGGAACAUUACUGAGAUCACGAUAUGUAAAGAUAAAACCCUCUUCCAAUUAUGCAUAGGGUUCCCACCCUGCCUGAAGAAGGUGGAGGCAGUUGUUAGCAGACUGAAUCUGUACGAGCUGGAAGUCAAGUGUGCUUGUUUCUAUGAAAGGGUUCGUGAAAAAUGUGCCCAGCUUCAGGAAUUGAGAUGGUCUCAUGUUGAGCUCCAUGGUGAUGAAGCAGAAAUGCUAGUCAAUAUUCUGCUACCUCUUCCAGAGUUGAAGAAGUUUGGGCUGACCUCUAGCAGUAUUAUGCCAACUGGAAUUGAUUACUUGAUCACUGGCUUGCAGAAGUGCCAGGGUAUUGAAGAGCUUAACCUAGGCCACAUGAGACUCAGCGAUGCUACCAUUCCUAAGCUUGUGCUGGGACUCCGUGAAAUGCCAUCUCUGAAAAGGCUUCUCUUGAACCAUAACAGUAUUGGUAAUGAAGGCUGCUCCAGCCUUGCAGAAGCCUUGAGGAAAAUGCACUACUUGGAGGAAAUAAAUUUAAGCCACAACAAGAUUGGCGAUCGAGGCCUGAUAAAUAUAGCUGCUGUCCUGCUGGAAAUGCCAAACCUGAAAAGAAUCAACCUCUCUGGAAACAAUCCUAGUCCUGUUGGAGGAGAAAAGCUCGUCGAAGCUCUUGCCUGUUGCAAGCGCGUUGAGGAAUUGCUACUAUCUAGGAAUGUUUUUGGUGACAAGACAGCAGUGAAACUUGCCCUCUGUCUGCCUCAAAUGAGUGACCUGAAGAUCCUGCACUUGCAGGACAAUAACAUUGGGCCAGCAGGAGGCACAGAGCUGGCCAGAGCCCUGGUGGGAUGUCAGCUGCUGGAAGAGAUAAGUUUAUCAGAAAAUUGCCUUGGGGAAGGAGGCAUCCAUGCCCUGUCUGAGGGGCUGCCAUGCUUUGAACACCUCCGAAAGAUUGAUUUAAAACUCUGUGGAAUUACUGAUGAUGCUUCCAGAUUGCUUUCUCACGGCUUCAGGCAGUGCCCUUCCAUGGAGGAGAUAAUAUUGUCUUGGAACACCCUUGGCGACAGAGGAGCCCAAGAGUUGGCCAGUGCUCUCCCAAGGAUGGAAAAGCUGAAGAUGUUAGAUCUGGAGAAAAAUCUCAUUGGAGCCUGUGGGGCCACAAAGCUAGCAGAGGAGCUUGCCAAGUGCCCAGAAAUUCAAUUCAUACGGCUGUGGAACAAUCUGGUGCCUAAGGGCCUCGCUGAGAAUUUGACAAGCCAAGACUCAAGACUGUGUUUCUCCCUCUAUUAGUAAAGAAAAGCCCUUGAGUGACUCGGAACUGCUCUCCGUCUUCCAUUGCCCUCAAAAAUGGCUCUAAAAGGGAUUCUGAAGACUCCAGGAAGCCAAGAUCCAUGCAAAUAAAAACUGUAAGCAUGAGGUCUCCCUUCACUGCGCUUAACCAAGUGUGAACAUUGACACGUGCUUUUAUUGUGAGUUUUUAUGUUACAGAAAAGCAAAAAGUAUUGUAAGGAAUUGCUGCUGAGCAGGCAGUGUUCUCCGCCUACCAACUUUCAAGCUCUUUUCAAGAGGCUGAGAUGCGCAGGCUUUCUGAAAACCAAUGGGAUAUUUCAUGAUCUUUAAUCAAGAUUAGAACACCUACAGGAAGUUCCAGUAAAAGAAUGAACGUCUUCCAGGAGAGGAUGUAAAAUUUGACAUUAUUAGAAAUGAACUCAAACAGGCUGUUUGAAAAUUGUGUACAAGUGUGUGAAAUACCUAUGUGUUUUUUAGAAAAAAAGUGUAAUAUACGUAACUGUAGUAUAUAUAUUUUUGUUUGCCUUGAUGGCAGGCUCCUUUUCCUACAGAAUUGCCUCAAUUUCCUAGUGAAAACUUCCAGACUUUUGAAAUUUCAAAUCAUUGUGCAACAACGACCGGUAAUUGUACUGGGAUGAUGUGGAAAGGCCAAAAUCACCAUAGAUUUCAGUGAGACAACUUAAAGGAUUGAGGUUGUAAAAUAAUUUGUAACAAAGCUGACUAUUCAGUGUGAGAGGCCAUUUUCAUAAGUGUUUUUCUAGAACUUUGGGUUUUUGGAAUGCUUAAGUGCACUGAUCUCUUUGAGGUGAAGUGAGUGGCAAGUUACCUCAAAAGGCUGUGGUCCUGGCUGCUGGCUGCUGCUUGAAGCCUCUGCAGUUCCCUGAGUCCCAAAGCCUGCAUUAUCUCUGGGCAGUGGAUGUUGGGCAUGUGGGAACUGGAGGGAGAAGCUCCCAAGCACUGAGUUUGCUGCUCAGCAGAUGAGACAGACCAUGACUGCCCCUUGCAUGUGCAGAACAACAGCUCGUGUGGCGGGAGUGAGGCCAUGUCAUUCACCUUAUUUAUUAAUUUGUUGUUAUAUCAUAUAUACUUUUUGUUAUGUGUUUGUGCUGGAAAUAUUUAAUCCUUGUGGUGGGGGUUUAUUUAUUUAUGGCGUUUUGUUUGCAGCAGCAUUCUCCUGGGGAGAUGGUAUUGGUCUAAUUUGGGCAGGGCAGGCUUUUGGAAUGAAGUAGAAAUGCUGAUCAGGCAAACCUUUGAGCACAGGAGAUGGACAGCUGGUGCCUGUUAUUUCUGGAGGGGCCACUGCCCUUAUCUAAGGAUAACAUUAGGCUUUGCAAGAUACUAUGUUGUUGCAUAGAGGUAGGAUGUGUUUUGCAGACAAGAUCGUACUCUGAAAAAGAUUUAAAAACAGCAACAAAGGAAAAAAAGUGAAAUUCCUUAUAAGGCCAUAAUUCAAGUCCCUGAGAUUUAAACACUGGCGUUUAAGUAUAAGCUUUACGAAAUGUGGCUGUUAGUCUGUAUUUUCAGAUCUAAUUUGCGGAUGCAAGUCUUUCUAGUGCCCUUCAAAGGAACAGUGUGACACAAAACGUACUGUGAUCACAUAUGAAAAGGUGUCUCAGUACUGUUAGCUCGUCACAGCUUUUCAGGAGAGUGCUUCCUAGUGGGAUGGUCCCUGCCUCUGGUAUCCCAGGACUUCUUUUGGAAAUGUAAGAGGGUGGACAGAGUUUUCAAUAACAGUCCAUUUUGGUCCAGCCUGUGAGCUGAAAAGUCAUGUUGUUCCUGCCUUUUCAACGUCAUUUUAGUAGGACUAAGUGCUAUCUGUCAUAAAUAAUAGAGGCUGCAUUUUACUCUGUAUGAAUAAGAAAGUACGGGGAUCAGACUUCUUAAUGCACUUUGUAAUGGCUAUUUUGACAUCUUCAAAAGCAACCACAGCAAGAGUCUUUUGCUGCUAUCACAGGUCCCUGUACCAUAGGGAAAAGCAGACACCACCACUGUCAAACAGAUGUCUGCCUAGCUCCAUUGUAUUGUAUUGCUUGUACUGAUGACAAGCACUCCUGUACUUUCAUUUAUUCAGGUGCCAUGGUAAUUUUUUUUCCUCUUUCACUGGUUUGAAACAUGCCAUCCUGCAUGUUGUUUUUCCACCCUUUUUUGAUGCUCUAACUGAAUAAAU
Molecule: messenger RNA, 8145 nt
Organism: Struthio camelus australis
Lineage: Eukaryota; Metazoa; Chordata; Aves; Struthioniformes; Struthionidae
Gene: NLRC5
Product: NLR family CARD domain containing 5
Biological process (GO): positive regulation of transcription by RNA polymerase II; intracellular signal transduction; negative regulation of type I interferon-mediated signaling pathway
Cellular component (GO): nucleus
Molecular function (GO): protein binding; ATP hydrolysis activity
Source: RefSeq, a predicted model, not a curated record